UGACCCUGCUAUCCAGUGAUCGAUCCCCCAAAGAGGAAAACCGAUUAAUUUGGUUCUUGAAAUUCAUCUUUGGCUUUGCCGACAUGUAACUAUAUAUGGAAAGUCAUGUUAUCCUGAAUUCAAUGGUGGCCUUUAUCUAGGGUACCCUCUAAGAGCUAACUAUUGAUGACACUACCCUGAAACCCAGCCCAUGUCUUGGUCAACUGAUGACAUCAUAAGCAAGAUGUUUGGAAUGACAAAGAUAGCCACUGUUGAUUUCAACUCCAACAAGAACUGCUUCAUAGUCCUUCCAAAUUCAUGGGCCCAAGAGUUCAGAAGAAAAGAGGUUUCUGUCUUUGAGCUUCAGUGGGGUGACAGUGGAAAAGGAUACCUGAGCUGGUCUGGUGAGAUCGGCAGGUCCUCACUGGGUGCCAGUAACAAUGAUGCUUCCAUUCAGAUAAAUGGCCUUCUUGGAAACAAACUUGGUCUGAGGCAUGGGCAAGAGGUCCUGAUGAAGCAAGUAACAUCCGUAUGGUCUUGCUAUAAACUAACCGUGGAGCCGGCUUCUGUAGAUGACUGGGAAAUACUGGAAUUGAAUUCAUCUUAUAUCGAGACUCGCCUCUUGGAUCAAGUACGGAUCGUUUGGACAGGGCAAGUGAUUCCUGUCUGGAUAGAUAAGAUGUGUAUCUUUAUCAAAAUAGCGUCAACAGAACCUGAAGCCCCAUGUGUCCGUUUGGAACAGAACACGGAGAUGAUCAUUACCCCCAAAAACCGUCUUCCACAGUCAAACCCACCUACUCCAUCAAGACAAGAUAUCCAUCCAGGACAUGGGCUAUUACAGACAAAAAACCGCUCCGAUUCUGGUUCAGGAAGUUCCUCGUCCGAGAUCAGUGGGAACAGUUCAGUGUCGGGUUACAUCAGCGACUUUGACUCCAUGAGCUCUCUCUCAAGUGGGUUUGAACACAACGUGUGGAGCUAUGACACUAGUCAUGUCUCGAAAUCGGAAGGAGGGACCAACAAUCCCAGCAUGCCCUGGGAGGUUGACCCAGUCGAUAUAGAGGGCGCUAUACCGUGGUCCUACAAGAUCUGGAGGAAGUUGAUCUCCUUCGUGUCCAGGGAGGCAGAUAUCAACCGGGUACGACGGGACUGUGCGAAUGAGGAAGAUGCCAGAAGAAAGAUGGCAGCAGAGUUCUGGAAGGAUGUUCGGAUUGUAGCAAGAGUUCAACCCAUGUUCAAUCACAAGAAAAACCUGAAGACUUCAAGGAGACAACGGGAAGGGUCAACUAGUGCCAGCAGCGAGACGUCAGAAGAUAGCAAGAAAGAUUGCUCCUCCCUGGAGAGAUCGCACAGAAAGACAAGUAAUAGAUUCACCAGACAGAUGUCCUUGAACUCUCAUGUGGUGAAGCCUCGCGAGCCAUUUAGUGUGGGGUCAUCCAAUAACCCUACAUUACCAGGGGAAACAGACUCUUUGUCGAACCUCAUGCAACCUACCACUGUUUACUUGAGCUCAGUAGGGGACUCUGAAUUCUUAUGGCAAUAUGCGGCCAACACGGAAGAGGGAGGAAGCGCACCUCCUUCAGAGUAUGUCACUUUUCUUGCCACUAUGACCAAGCAGCCAUCUCCCAAAGAACGCAACGAGGAACUGAAACAAAAGCUCCUACAGGAGUCAAAGAAAGAGCAGAACAAUUUUGCAUCAUCGAACAAGACAAGGAACCCUUUGGAAGUUAAUGAGGAACCUGACAUCAGCGCUGGUGAAUCCGAAGAGAAGAGAGAUGGCAAGUCAUCCUGCAUCGUCAGGAUCAUUGUCCAUUGCCAUGAGCUGAAGUCCCACUGCAAGAAGGACUCUGUCAACCCAUAUUCCUCCACCGUCUUCCAGGACAAACCGACCCAGUGGUACAUCCAGAUCCCUGAUAUCCUUAGGAGGCAGAUGGGACUGGAGCUAUCUGCCGGUGUCCAGCUCAAACCAGUCGUCAGUCCACCCUCACCCAUCCAAAGCAUGAUCCUUGCCCCUCUCUUUGAUUUGAAGGAGAGCAUGAAUGAGACGAUGAUUCUACGAGCUUUCAACCAAUGGCUGACAUGCGUGAGCUGCAUGAUCUCUCCAAUACCCAUCGUACAAACUGGGAAUCUCCUCAGCUUCCCCAUCACGCCAGAUUUUACAGGUGAAUUCCUUCUAUCAGUCAAUCAUGAUGUGAAAGAAUCCUCAAAGGAAUCCUACUAUCUUCUGCACCCCUUCGUGACGCGUAAUGCAGAGACCGCCCUCGGACCAAAGCCCAAGAUAGAGAAGGCUGCUGAGGGUACUGGUCGACAACUUCCAGUCAGGACUAUCAAGGAAUUGGACGAGAUCACUAAGGGUUUUAGACUCAGGGAGCUAGGACCAAUGGCCAAUCUCGGCAGGGAAGCCCUGGAGCACCUCACAGCAACUCUGACCUCCCGGCCCCUAGGUCGUCAGCUCUGCGCUUCGGUCCCCGGUCAGAGGCACGGGGGAGUGUUAAUCUGUGGUGGGCGUGGCUCGGGGAAGACCACCGUUGCCAAGGCAGUCUGUCAGGAGGCGUCGGAGUGGCCCCUUCUGGCCUUCGUCAAAGUUGUGGAAUGUCACUCUCUGAAAGGAAAAGGAGUCGAUACUAUCAGGAAGAUUUGGGAGGAAGCCUUCGACGAAGCGGCUUGGCGCCAACCUUCCGUCAUCUUAUUGGACGAUCUGGAUCAUGUGACCGCGGCUCCCCUGGGUCCGGAGCAGGAGAUGGGGCCGGAAGCCACCUACAACUCACGUCUUGCCCAAGUCCUCAAGGAUCUUGUUACCAAUGAAAUCAACGAGGGUAGUCGCAUCGCUCUCCUAGCAACGUGUUCCUCCAAGAAAUCCAUCCACCAAUCUCUUCUAUCCUCCAGAGGUCUUCACCUCUUUCAGUCCUGUCUUGAGAUCAGUCCUCUCUCCAAGGCCGAUCGAGCAACCCUCCUGACAUCCGUCAUCCACUCCAAGGUGGAGAUUGACCUUCAAACUCUGACCCAGGUUGAUCCUAACAUCCUGAGCUCCAAAAUGGAUGGGUUUGUUGCCUCGGACCUUGUGACCGUGACAGAGAGGGCAGUGCAUGCUGGGAGCUCAAGAGAAAUAUCCCUCGGCCACCACGCCUCUCGUAUAAAGGGGGCUGACGGUGACCACCCCUCCAAUGAGAUUCUUCUGUGCCAGGAGGACUUUGAAACUGCAUUGCAUAGCUACUCUCCUGCAGCUCUGCGGGAUGUUCCACUCCACAGUGCGGGGGAGUUGGGCUGGGAAGAUGUUGGAGGGCUGAAGGGUGUUAAGCAGGAUCUGGUGGAGACUUUACAGCUUCCAGCAAAGUAUCCAGAAUUGUUUGCCAGCUGUCCUCUGAGAUUACGAUCUGGUCUUCUUCUCUAUGGUCCUCCAGGCACUGGUAAGACUCUGCUGGGGGGUGUGGUUGCUAAGGAGUGCGGACUCAACUUCAUCAGCAUAAAGGGUCCUGAGCUGUUGAGUAAGUACAUUGGAGCGAGUGAGCAGGCGGUCAGGGAUCUAUUUACCAGAGCAAUGAGUGCCAAACCAUGUGUUCUUUUCUUUGACGAGUUUGAUUCAUUAGCACCACGACGAGGUCAUGACAGCACAGGGGUGACUGACCGAGUGGUCAAUCAACUCUUGACCCAACUAGAUGGAGUAGAAGGGCUAGAAGGUGUGUACGUGAUUGGUGCUACAAGUCGACCUGACCUGAUAGACCCGGCCCUGUUAAGACCCGGUCGAUUAGAUAAGUGCCUUUUCUGUCCUAUUCCAACAGCUGAGGAAAGAGUGGAGAUCCUGCAGGCUCUUGCCAGAAAAAUGACCUUACGUUCCAAUGUGGACCUAGCCGCCAUAGCCUCAAAGCUGGACCAUUUCACUGGAGCUGACCUGAAAGCCCUGCUCUAUAACGCCCAACUAGAGGCUAUUCACAGCACCCUCAUGCAGUCUGACCGACGCGACUCAAACCUAGGGCUCCCUCUGACAAGCUCAUUGCACAACUGUAGCAUGGAAGCCGACGAGUGGAAGCUGACCUUCCUGGAAACGUUCUCGGAGAGCGAUCACGGACCCUACCAGGAGGAAGCCUCCAACAUAAACCAUCGUCUGGCUAGCCUGUCGGAGGCAGAGAGGGCGCUAGCAGCAACCAUGAAGCUGACCGGUGACAUCGACGAAAUGGAUGGUGAGGACGACGUCGAGGGGGAUGGGUUCAGAGGAAGGAGAAAGGAUCUAAGGUUGGACUUGCGCGGUGGAUUGACUAGUUCGGAUUUGAACGGCAACAUGGCUGGAGCUGGGGCAAUGUCGAAGACACUGCUCACAGAACUCAUGAGAGAAGAUUCAGAGUCGACUGAGCAAGACGAGACUCCAUCGCCACCGGAGGGUAGCGGCUUUGAUGCCACCAUGACGGAGGUGCCUCCGACCCCAUCCCUGCCCCCAGACACACCCAUAGCCCCUCCUCAGUCCCAGCAGCAGAGAGUUGUGUAUAUGCCAACCCUUAGAGACGGGGUAGUGGAUCCCACGCCAGAGACCAGGGAAAUCAUCGGUAACGAGGUCGAUGUCAUCGUUGAGAAUUAUGCAAGGAAGCUGGCAGGUGAAAGUAUGGUUGGGACGUCGGACAACACAAUGACAGAAGAUGUAUCUGUGAUCAGAGUGUCUCAAAACCACCUCUUGAGGGCAGCACAGGGCAUGAAGCCGUCCGUAUCAGUCGCAGAGAGACAAAAAUAUAAGCAGAUUUACGAGUCGUUUGUCAAGUCAAGAGGAGGUGAGUUUCCACAAGGCCAGGCUGCAGAAGCUACCCAGAAGGUCACACUUGCCUGAGGAUUCAUGGACAAUCUAGUAUCUGCAGGACUUGGACUGCAGCUGUUGGAUGUCAUGAUGGACAAUCUAACAUCUGCAGGACUUGGACUGAAGCUGUCUGAUGUCAUGAUG
Messenger RNA from Lytechinus variegatus (green sea urchin), 4900 nucleotides. RefSeq names its product peroxisome biogenesis factor 1-like. Gene Ontology annotation, biological process: protein import into peroxisome matrix. The transcript has 22 exons. Gene Ontology annotation, molecular function: ATP binding; ATP hydrolysis activity. NCBI's taxonomy places the organism in Eukaryota, Metazoa, Echinodermata, Echinoidea, Temnopleuroida, Toxopneustidae. The coding region runs from base 191 to 4789 and encodes 1532 amino acids. The record is from RefSeq and is a predicted model, not a curated record. Gene Ontology annotation, cellular component: peroxisome; cytosol; peroxisomal membrane.